Cryptococcus amylolentus CBS 6039 is the source of this 1209-nucleotide messenger RNA. RefSeq lists its product as hypothetical. The record is from RefSeq and is a predicted model, not a curated record. The coding region runs from base 1 to 1209 and encodes 402 amino acids. Gene Ontology annotation, cellular component: pre-snoRNP complex; nucleus. Gene Ontology annotation, biological process: box C/D snoRNP assembly; snoRNA localization; maturation of LSU-rRNA from tricistronic rRNA transcript (SSU-rRNA, 5.8S rRNA, LSU-rRNA). The transcript has 2 exons. NCBI's taxonomy places the organism in Eukaryota, Fungi, Basidiomycota, Tremellomycetes, Tremellales, Cryptococcaceae.
AUGUCUGAGCCCCCGGCUACCCCCAGUGGUGAUCCAAGUACCUCGACUGCCGCAGCGCCUGCCCCAAAACCCUGCAAAAUCUGCUCGGCCCCUGCAAAGUACACCUGCCCCCGGUGCUCGUCCACCACCUGCUCCCUGGCCUGCGUCAAGCUACACAAACAGAACGACACCUGCUCUGGGGUUAGAGAUCCCGCAAAAUAUGUGCCUCUGAAUCAAUUUACCCAAGGGACGUGGUCGGACGACUACAAGUGGCUGGAAGAUGGGAGAAGGCAGGUUGCUGGUUGGGGUCAAGGGGUCAAGGUGGAAGAGGUGGAGGGGGGCGGGAAUGCAGGAAGAGGUCGUGGGCGUGGUAGGGGCGGUCCCGCAGGAAGGGGACAGAAGCGAAGUCGGACAGAUGGAAUGAGGAGGGAGCUUUUGAAGUGGGGAUGUAGAGCAGAGUUUAUGCCAGAAGGAAUGGGCAGGAAGAAGAUGAACCAGUCGAGCUGGAAUCAAAAGUCUGGACAGCUACAUUUGACAAUACACUUGAUCAUACCCCAUACGCUACUAGCAGAACCCACAACAUCACCCUCUUCGUCCUCCAAGACCAUCGCUCAUCCGCGAGUCCUGUUUGCAUCCAACGAUGACUCUGCGACCCUGCCGAAUCUCUCUUCAUUUCUUCCCCCUCUCAACACACCCGUAGUAGAGCUUCAGCUAUUACUACCCUUCUACUCGACCCCUUCCCACCCUGCACCAGCGCACGAGCUGCAUCAGCAGCUCUUCUACCCGCCACUCGACGCCGACAAGCCUCUCAAAGAGGUCUUGCAAGGCGCGGCGUGGGUAGAGUUUCCCGAAAUACGGGUGAUGCUCAAAGACGAGUGGGAGAAGAAGGUUCAGAAGGGAGAGGUGGUCAUUAUCGGUCGGGAGGAGACGCAAUAUGACGGUGUCGCUGGUGUCGCCGAGAGAACGAGGGACUCUGGCUGGGGAGCCAAGAGAAGUGGGGCGCCGCUGACGGCUGGAGGAGCCGGGGCAGCAGUACCUGCAAAGAAGGCCAAGGUCGAUGCGGGGACGAGUCUGCUUGCCCUUGGAGAUUAUGCAUCGGACGAAGACAGCGAUGAAGAGGUGGGAGAGGAAGGGCAGAUCGAGGAGGGUGAGGACGAGGGUGAAGACCCUUCGCCUGAAGUGAUGGAGGCAGUUGGGCGAGCGCUCAUAGCAGACCUUGGAGAAGCAUAA